Meloidogyne enterolobii is the source of this 795-nucleotide messenger RNA. The record is from the annotation of a GenBank genome assembly. NCBI's taxonomy places the organism in Eukaryota, Metazoa, Nematoda, Chromadorea, Rhabditida, Meloidogynidae.
AUGGGAAAAUUAUUACGUCAAAUACUUAAUUUAAGUUAUAAUUUAAAGAAAUUUAAAAGAAGCAAGUUUGUUAUUUAUUUAAUUUUUAAAUUAUCCCUUUUUAAUUUAUCAAGUAGUUCAAUUGAUGAUGAUGAUGUAGAAGAGGCUGUUAGUGUUAGUAUUGCAAGUAGCGCUGUAGAUAAUAGUUCUUGUUUGAGUGUGCCAAUACUUUUUAGAAGAAAUUCUGCUUUAAGUUCUGUUCCUUCUGCUUCUACUUUUCAGCAAGAAACUGCUAUAAUUGAUGAAGAAUCAGAAGAAAAUUGUACAGAAACAUUUUUUCUUAGAAGAAGGAAUAAACAUUCAAUUUUAAAUGCAGUAAUUUAUCCAGAACAACAUGCAAGUGUAAAAGCAACAUUUUGUGGUAAUAAUUUUCAGGUUGAUGUUGAACGUAUGAGUGAAUGUGGGAGAGAUUCUGUUGUUAUGGUUUCAGAGGAAUUUUGUGAAAAGAAAGUACUUAUACGUUCUGGAUCUCCUUUACUUAAAUCAACAAUAAUGGAGGAAAUUGAACGAGAGAAUAGUGAUUCCCCAGGGUACACAGAUGCCCACACACGUAUGGCUGUCUCUAUAAAUGCUAAAAGUGAUUAUGAUUCUGUACAUGUCUUUCUCGAAGAAAUACCUUGGGGCCAAAUUGGUCUCGAAGUAAAAGAAUCUCCUCCACCCUUAAAUAACAAAAGAAAUAAUAACAAAGCUAUAACAAAUAUUUCUUCUCCAGGCAAUCUAUUUUUGUCAUCAUUCGAAAAAUUCUUAUUAAUUUAA